Molecule: messenger RNA, 2301 nt
Organism: Symbiodinium sp. CCMP2456
Lineage: Eukaryota; Dinophyceae; Suessiales; Symbiodiniaceae
Source: the annotation of a GenBank genome assembly
AUGGACUUCGUGGUGCCGCUGCUUCCUUCGAGUGGGCCUGCCGUGCAUGCCUGUUUGUGCCGGACUGCAUCAGGCUCUUGCUUGGGAGCAGUCCCCUAUGAGCAUGCCAGCAAGAAGUUCUUGCUACUAGCCGUGGGACUGGCUGGAGCCUGCAAGCUGCGGCCUCGGAAAUUGCGCCCGCUGCGUCCUGGCACCACGAGAGUGCAGCGACGCUUCUUUGACUUUGGGGGGGAGAAGAGCGCCAAUGAUAAUGUCGUCGGCCUGAUUUUCGAUGAGCGGAUGGCGCAGCAUCGAAACCUCGAGGACCCAUCACAUCCAGAGCAGCCAGCUCGUAUCCUCAAGGUCUUCGAAUACUUGGAGCGGGAGGGGCUGACGCAGCGGUGUGUCCGACUGGAUGCAAGGAAGGCAGCCAGAGAGGAGCUGGAGCUUAAGCACACCCCUGAGCAUGUGGAUGCAAUGUUCCAGAUAGCGGACAUGUCAGAGAAGGAGACGGUUGAGCUCAGUCAGAAGUACGACAGCAUCUUCUUGUGCCCAGACUCUCUGGAAGCCGCCAUGCUUGCAGCCGGCAGCGUGCUCAGUGCCACAGAGGAGGUCUGCGCUGGGAAAGUGCAAAGCGCUGUCUGCGUGGUGCGACCACCAGGCCACCAUGCAGAGAGCGAUGCUGCACGUGGUUUCUGCCUCUUUGGCAAUGUAGGGCUGGCUGCUGCCAUGGCAAGACAACGAGGAUUGUCGUCCAAGACGCUCAUCGUAGACUUCGAUGUCCACCAUGGGAAUGGCACCCACAAGAUGUUCGAGGAAGACGAGUCCGUUCUCUUCUGCUCCGUGCACCGGUAUGAUCGUGGCAAGUACUACCCAACGGGGCCUCUCGGCAACUUCACCAGCCACGGGGUAGGCGAAGGCGAGGGCUAUACCGUGAACGUCCCUUGGGAGGUGGAGAAGAGUAAGACACCGCCCGGGGAUGCUGAGUUCCUCUACGCCUUUGACCGCCUCUUCCUGCCGAUCGCAGAAGCCUUCUCACCCGACUUGGUCCUCAUCUCCGCCGGCUUUGAUGCCGCUCCCGGAGAUCCCCUUGGUGGAUGCAUUGUGACACCCAGCGGGUUCUACGAGAUAACCAAGAGGCUCAUGGGACUUGCCGACGGCAGAGUGGUCUUGGCCCAGGAGGGCGGCUACAAUGUGGAGAGCAACAGCGAGUCCAUGGCGGCAUGCACCCGUGCCCUUCUCGGAGAAGAGCCGCCUCAAAAGUCGCAACUCCCAGGCUUCAACGUUGGUUCGGACGACAGAAAUUUGCAGCCGGCCGCCAUGAGUCACGUUGCGACCGUGGAAGCUGCUCGGAAGCACUAUGCGCAGUUCUGGCAAUGCCUUCGCCCGCAAGUUGCGUACAGCCUCCUGGCUGUUUCGCCUGAUCGCCAUCUAGAGUACAUCCGUUGCAUGACUGGCAGCGAGCCACUCGCCAACGGCAUUCUUGGCUUCAUCGCGGCUUUCGUGCAUCCACAGCAGGCUUUGUACCAGGUCAUGGAGCUGCUUGAAGGUCCAGACCUCUUCGACUUCUUAGCACAGAGGUCUUCCAAGCUUGAAGAGAGAAUAGCUGCGGGGCUGGUCAAGCAAAUGGUCAAGGCUGUGCAUUUUUUACACCGAACCGUCGGCGCGCUCCACAGGGAUAUCAAGCCGGAAAACUUCGGCUUCAUCAAGCCUCCCAUUGCUGGACAGCCGCUGCCAGAGCUGAAGCUUUUCGACCUGGGGCUUGCCUGGGUCAUGAAGGCACCUGUCACCGACGAGACGGCGAAAAACCUCUUGAGAAUAAAGCGCUGUGGCACCGCGUGUUAUAUGGCACCGGAAGUCUGGGACGGAAACACGGGGCCGCCGUCUGAUGUAUGGGGCGUUGGGGUGGUGUCCUACAUUGCCACCAGUCUCGAGGUGCCGUUCAAGCUCAUGGAGGCCAAGCAACCAAAGGUUGCAAUCCGCACGAACCCGCUGUCCUUCGAGUCCCACGCCUGGCAUAGCACCUCGGAUGUUGCCAAGCAGUUCCUGGAGGGCCUGCUGGACAAGAGCCCAAGCACACGAUUGACAACAGCCGAUGCUUUGGCCCACGAUUGGAUGCAGGACACCAGAAUGGGCUUGCCGCCAAUCGCGGAAGGCAGAAGUGAUGAAGAUGGAGCUGGUGGACAAGGUGGGAAGACUUUCCCGAAAGCGCUGCCAUCACUUCCGCCGAAGUCUAAGCGGAGUGAAGCGGGCUUUUUCGAGUCCAUGACAUAUGCCCCAUCGAUGUAUUUUGGCGAUGCGGAUGCUUCCUCGGAUUCCUGA